Messenger RNA from Spinacia oleracea (spinach), 1464 nucleotides. RefSeq lists its product as uncharacterized. Lineage: Eukaryota; Viridiplantae; Streptophyta; Magnoliopsida; Caryophyllales; Amaranthaceae. Bases 1 to 1464 code for a protein of 487 amino acids. The record is from RefSeq and is a predicted model, not a curated record. The transcript has a single exon.
AUGAACAUAACACCUGGAUCUAUCUUCUGCCUGUCCGACCUCAUCAACGCCUUCUACCAACAAUUCGCCAGCAGUCGCCAGUUGGAGAAACAAAUAAGUGACCUCUAUCGGUUGGUCCAAGGACCUACCGAGUCGGUACGCGAUUAUUUUAACCGUUUUAAUUGUGAAAAAAUUAGCAUAAAAAACUGUGAUGUCAGGACAGCCAUCGAAGCAUUCAAGAGAGGUCUCGUCCCCAACUCGGAGCUGUACCGGGAACUAACCAAAUAUCCCUGUGCAACCUUCGAAGAAGUCAGAUCGAGGGCUACUGCCCAGAUGCGGAUUGAAGACGACGAGAUUACACGAAUGGUUUCUCAGCGACCAACAGGGGGCAGCAGCGACAGGAGGUCGUACACCCCAAGGAACAACGGCUGGAGACACCAACCAUACAACCGCCAGAGUCAGGUACAAAAUGUCAAUCAAUAUGAUGAUACUAACAGUGUUUACAGGAAUGAACGGGUCGUUUAUCCCCCCAUCUCCGAGUAUGGCUUCAACGUCGACAUCGGAGGCGUGGUAAACGCCCUUCAAAGUGUAGGUGGUACCGUCAGAUGGCCUAAGAAGAGCGACAGACCAGACUCUACGAAGGACAUGAGCAGGUGGUGCGACUUCCACCGCGACAAUAGCCACACAACCGAGGAAUGCAUCUCCCUCAAAAAGGAGGUGGCGUAUCUAUUGAAAAGAGGCCACCUGAAGGACCUACUGAGCGACAAAGGAAAGGAGACGUAUAACAAGGAUAGCAGCUCCCAACCCAAACCAGCACCAAGCGGCGACCGACCGGCCCCGCCCACGUUCGAAAAAGUGGUAAACGUUAUUUCUGGUGGUUCAGAUAUGUGUGGACUAACUUCUUCUGCAGCUAAAAAAAUCAACAGGGGCGAAUCUGAAGCCGUCAAAGAGGGGCAGACCGAAGACGAAGUAGCACUCGACAAGUCAUUAGCAGCGAUGAUAAUAACCUUCGACGACUCAGAUUCAACCGACACAAUACAGGAACAUCAUGACGGGCUAGUCAUAUCGCUCCCAAUAGGCAACGCUCUCAUCAAAAGGAUAUUGAUCGACAACGGCAGUUCAGCAAACGUAUUGUUCCUAGAGGCUCUGCAGGAAAUGGGACUAGACGAAAAGAGUAUAAUAAAAAGGUCGACAGUCCUAGUAGGAUUCAGUGGAGAAUCGCUACGAAUAGUAGGAGAGAUAUCGCUGCCUACGUACGCAGAAGGUGUUAAUGUGAUGACCAAGUUCAACGUCGUCGACUGCCCAUCAGCAUACAACGUCAUUUUGGGACGACCAUGGAUCCACAAAAUGAAGGCGGUGCCGUCGACAUACCACCAGUCAAUCAAGUUGCCAACCAAAUGGGGAGUCAUGGAAAUCAAAGGACAACAAAGGGACGCAAAGAAAUGUUAUGAAACGGCGCUGAAACCAUCAAAGUCAUCCAUCUAG